GUGGUUACUUUCUAUGGAUCAUCAUUAGUCGAUGCUUCAGUUCCAGCUGGACAAGAACUGGCAAUAAAAGGUGCUUCAAGACCUGGACUUGUAACGAAGAAUGGCUUGGUCAUUUUUGGUAAUGACGGGAAGAUGGUACUAGUGAGAAAUCUACAGUUUGAGGAUGGAAAAAUGAUCCCUGCAUCUAAAUACUUCUCUGCUGAUGAAACAGCUGCCCUGGAACUUACAGAAGAGGAGAAAAAGAUGGCAGAAGAUAUUAGGGCUAUUUGGAAGGGAAUUUUGAGCAAUGUUCCUGUAAUUGAGGAUUCUACAGACUUCUUCAAAUCUGGAGCAUCCUCUAUGCAUGUUGUCAGUGUUAUUUAUAAGUAUCAAGAGCCAUGUUCCAUUGUUGGACUCUAUUAAAAUGAUAUAUUUUAGAUACUAAUUUUUUGUGGGUGUGUGCUUCACUUUCAGGUUUCAAAAAAUGUGAACAGUAUGACGGUGAGGAUGCCAUACCAGUGUUUCAUAAAUGGGCAGUUUAUAAAUGCUGAUGAUGGAAAGACAUACGACACCAUAAAUCCAACAGAUGGAUCAGUAAUAGCCAGUGUAUCCUCUGCUUCGUUGGUUGACGUUGACAAAGCUGUGGCAGCAGCGAAAGAGGCAUUUGAAAAUGGUGAAUGGGGAAGAAUGAAUGCACGGGAACGAGGGCGACUCAUGUACAGACUUGCAGACCUGAUGGAAGAACAUCAAGAAGAGUUAGCAACAAUAGAAUCUAUCGACUCAGGAGCUGUCUACACAUUAGCUUUGAAGACCCAUGUAGGAAUGUCUGUGCAAACAUUCAGAUACUUUGCUGGAUGGUGUGACAAAAUUCAGGGUGCUACAAUUCCAAUUAACCAGGCCCGCCCAAACCAUAACCUCACAUUCACUAAGAAAGAACCAAUAGGUGUGUGUGCAAUAGUUAUCCCCUGGAAUUACCCACUGAUGAUGCUUGCAUGGAAGAGCGCAGCGUGUUUGGCUGCAGGCAACACAUUGGUUCUCAAACCAGCUCAGGUCACACCGCUGACGUCCUUAAAGUUUGCAGAACUCUCAGCUAAAGCUGGAUUUCCUAAGGGUGUUAUAAAUAUUCUGCCUGGUGCAGGUGGCUUAGUGGGACAGCACUUGUCUGAACAUCCAGAUGUUCGCAAAGUUGGAUUCACUGGUUCAACACUGACUGGUAAAAAGAUCAUGAAAAGUGCAGCCAGUAAUCUGAAGAAAGUUUCUCUUGAACUUGGCGGUAAAUCACCGCUGAUCAUAUUUAAUGACUGUGAACUUGAUAGAGCUGUAAAAAUGGGUAUGGGAGCAGUAUAUUUCAACAAAGGAGAAAACUGCAUUGCUGCUGGCAGGCUGUUUGUGGAAGAAUCAAUCCAUGAUGAAUUUGUUAGCAAAGUGGUGGAAGAAAUAAAAAAGAUGAAAAUUGGUGACCCACUUGAUAGAUCCACAGAUCAUGGUCCACAAAAUCACAAAGCACAUUUGGAAAAGCUGCUGCAAUACUGUGAAACUGGAGUAAAAGAAGGUGCCACUCUAGUAUAUGGAGGAAGACAAGUAAAUAGACCAGGUUUCUUCAUGGAACCCACAGUAUUCACAGAUGUUGAAGACCAUAUGUAUAUUGCCCAGGAAGAGUCCUUUGGUCCCGUGAUGGUAAUUUCUAAAUUUAAAAAUGGAGAUGUUGCUGGAGUUCUAAGACGGGCAAAUUCCACGGAAUACGGUUUAGCUUCAGGAGUUUUCACAAGAGACAUAAGCAAGGCUCUGUAUGUAAGCGAAAAGCUACAAGCUGGAACAGUUUUUAUUAACACAUACAACAAAACGGAUGUUGCUGCCCCUUUUGGUGGAUUUAAACAAUCUGGCUUUGGAAAAGAUUUAGGUGAAGAAGCUCUUCACGAAUACCUUCGAACCAAGGCUAUCACUGUGGAAUAUUAAAGUAACUGUCUCACUUGGAAAGUAAAUUGACUGGGUAUGAGUCUUAAGGACUCCAUGAAUCACUUGAUACAAUGCCCAGGGUAUGCUGUCCAACAUGG
Messenger RNA from Tinamus guttatus (white-throated tinamou), 2033 nucleotides. The record is from RefSeq and is a predicted model, not a curated record. Lineage: Eukaryota; Metazoa; Chordata; Aves; Tinamiformes; Tinamidae.